Messenger RNA from Penicillium salamii, 822 nucleotides. The record is from the annotation of a GenBank genome assembly. NCBI's taxonomy places the organism in Eukaryota, Fungi, Ascomycota, Eurotiomycetes, Eurotiales, Aspergillaceae.
AUGUCAUCCAAGGAAUCCGGAAGCCGGAAUACCCCUGACAACCGGGUUUCUGUUUUCCCCAGGCCUAAGAACACCACAUACCGGCCCAAGAGACAUCUAGCUGAUGUUGAUUUCGUUGGCCAAGGAACCAAGGAAAGCGCGCAGAAACUUCAGAAGUAUCGACCAGAUGCUUUGAAAUUUUUAUCGAAAACAGCUUCGAAUCCCUGGCUACGGUAUCGCAAAACAUUCAGAAUGAACCAGGCAGGUAUUGGGUGGGUAGUCCAUUCCAAUGACACGACAUUCAGAGAAGGGAUUAUUAAAGAAGUGAAAACUACAAAAAGUGAGAUGUCCAAAAUCAUGACAACUCCGCACAAGAAUUUUGUUCAGCUGCAAGAGGCCCUAUAUCACGACAAUAUGGUAUUUCUUGUCUAUGAAUUGAUGGAUGUCUCUCUGGCCCAAAUUUUCGGCUCACCGCUUGGUCGGCUUCAAUUGUUUGAAGUGGCUGCGUUCUCAUAUGAAAUAUUAACGGGAAUCGAAUACAUCCAUCGCCAACUUCAAAUAAUUCAUGGUGAUAUUUCCUCUACCUCGAUACUAUUAUCAGUAACCGGGGCUCUGAAAAUUGGAACAUCUAUGCUCAAAAAUAAAGAGAUAACAGAAAGAAACCCCGAUGUUGAUGCUCUUGGAAUGAUCCUGAUCGAAUGCCUUGAGCCAAGUACGUUUCUUCGCAAGGGUGCUUCUCUUACCUCAGACUGGGGAUCAGGUGUUCCGGAAUUCGUCGAGCUCACAAAAUCUCAAUCCGCCGCAAUGUUACUCAAGGUAUUUUUUCCUAACCAAGCUGCGUAG